CUCUCUCUCUUCAGAGUCCCUUACUCCCUUUCUACACAACACCACGUAUAUUUUAAAAAACGCCGAAACCCGAACCCCAGAAAAUCCGCAGGGGCUCGAGAGCUCCCUCGAUCUCUCCGAAGAGGUGGUAAAUUUCAAAAACCACCUCGAUGCGAUCGAAACGUCUUCUCUUCUUGUUUUAAUCCAUCGUCGUCUCUCCCCUCGUAUUCUCAUUUUGCUUGUGAUCCUAGGAUCUCCAAAACAACGGCGUCGUUAAUAGCGAGGAGGAGACGAUUGGACAUUGUGAGAUUCCAUAUUCCUCUACAGACAAGGACUAUUGAAAGCAGCAGCUGAUUGGACAUGGCAAUCUUCACUGCUGGGAGCUUGCAAAUGGCAGCUACAAAGCCAUGCCUUCCUCAUUCUUCUACCAAGUCCAUACUGGGCGCUGCAAUUGAUGGAAAAGGCACGAACCAAGUGAAACUUGGAAGCCCCUGUUAUAUUUCAUCUAUAAAAACUCUUUGCAAGAGUUCAACAUCAGUCCCUCGGAGGUUCAGCAGUAUCACACCAAGAGCUGUUUCUAGUGAAGGGGGAAAAGAACUUCCUUCCGGAUUGCCCAUUGAUCUGCGAGGUAAAAGGGCUUUUAUUGCUGGUGUAGCUGAUGAUAAUGGCUAUGGCUGGGCAAUAGCUAAAGCUCUUGCUGCUGCUGGCGCCGAGAUUCUUGUUGGUACAUGGGUUCCUGCUCUUACUAUUUUUGAGACAAGCCUAAGACGGGGUAAAUUUGAUGAGUCACGCCGGUUGGCUAACGGUUCUCUGAUGGAAAUUAUAAAAGUAUACCCGCUAGAUGCAGUUUAUGAUAGCUUUGAGGACGUACCUGAAGAUGUUAGAACAAACAAACGGUAUUCGGGUGCUUCAAAUUGGACUGUCAAGGAAGUAGUCGAGUCAAUCAAGAAUGAUUUUGGAAGUGUUGAUAUCCUUGUGCAUUCUUUAGCAAAUGGACCGGAGGUCACUAAGCCACUCCUAGAGACAUCAAGGAGAGGAUACCUUGCAGCUAUAUCUGCAUCUAGUUACUCCUUUGUUUCAUUGCUCCAACACUUCCUUCCAAUAAUGAAUCCAGGUGGUGCUUCAAUCUCCUUGACGUACAUUGCUUCUGAAAAGACAAUACCUGGGUAUGGGGGAGGCAUGAGUUCGGCAAAAGCUGCCUUAGAAAGUGAUACCAGAGUGCUAGCUUUUGAAGCAGGAAGAAAAGGGAAAAUUAGAGUAAAUACCAUAUCUGCAGGUCCAUUGGGAAGCCGUGCUGCGAAAGCCAUUGGAUUCAUUGAGAAGAUGAUAGAUUAUUCAUAUGCUAAUGCACCACUGCAGAAAGAAUUAUCGGCAGAUGAAGUCGGAAAUGUGGCAGCAUUUUUGGUUUCCCCUCUGGCUUCGGCGAUAACUGGCUCUGUUGUUUAUGUCGACAACGGGUUGAAUAUUAUGGGACUUGCUACGGACAGCCCGGCAUUGUCGGUGUAGAAUCGGGGCAACACAUGAGAGAAUUGUCUGAUUAUCAUCGAGCUCCUCAUGCAAUGUUUUUUUUUUUUCCUCUCUAUUAAUAAAAGAGUUAGAACUUCUCAUUUUUCCCAGGUGAUUAAGGUGGAGUCAGCAGGUUAAACGAUGAUGAGUUUUCCUUGCAUGUAGAUGGUAAGCAAAAUCCACCUCUAGCCACCCUAAGCGCCAACUUUUGGUAUUCGGACAAAUUUUUCAGCUUUCGUAUAUUUCCGCAGCUAGUGGCGUAAUUUCUUAAAUGAGGGUAAAUUGCGUCGAUAUGAUAUGGUUAUUGUCGAGAAUUGGCUUCAAAAUAUAUUCAUAUUUGAAAGUGCGAACACUUUUUAAGGUGGUUAUAGAUGCUGGUGAUUCUUUUUGAUUUA
This is a messenger RNA of Ananas comosus (pineapple), 1880 nucleotides long. RefSeq names its product enoyl-[acyl-carrier-protein] reductase [NADH] 1, chloroplastic-like. Gene Ontology annotation, molecular function: enoyl-[acyl-carrier-protein] reductase (NADH) activity. The record is from RefSeq and is a predicted model, not a curated record. The transcript has 13 exons. Lineage: Eukaryota; Viridiplantae; Streptophyta; Magnoliopsida; Poales; Bromeliaceae. Gene Ontology annotation, biological process: fatty acid biosynthetic process. The coding region runs from base 340 to 1485 and encodes 381 amino acids.